CUCCCUCUCCCACCACCCAAUUUCUGUACCGGGAAUUCCCCCUAAAUAGAAGGAACAGAAAACCAAGGUAAGGAGCCCAUCGGCGAAGCGUCCAGAAGAAGAAGAAGAAAUGGAGGGAGAAGGAUGGACGAUCCUGAAUUCUGCAUCUCCAGUUAGAUAAGAGAUACUUUUCUCCCGAGUUCACCAGUUUAGGUUGAAGAAUUUUCUGGGAUUCAGAAGGAAAGGAAGACGGAAAUGGCUUCUAAGAAUGCUAAAGAUCACUGGGCGUUUCUGGAGGAGAUUGAAGCUCCGAUGUGGGUAGAUCUUGCUCAAGAAGCUGAUUAUAGUGACAGCGAUGACCAAUGGUUUCAAAUCAGCCAUCAGUUUCACCAGCUGUCUUCUAAACAGUUGAAAGCAGCAUUUAGACAUUGCAGCAAUGAAGAGUUUGGCUUAGUAGGACAGUCUUCACCACAGCUUCCCUCCUCGGUAUCACGAUCAAGGGGCAAACACCUUGCCGGAAAGAAAUUUCAGAAGGGUAGUCAUGACCUCGUAAUGAACAAGCAACAUCCAGUAAAAGCUUUAAGAGGGAAGUCUUCAUUAGUGAACUCAGUUUUGGAUGAUGUGAGAAAGCCCAAAAUAAGUGUUGUAAAGUCUGGAGGAACUUCAAAUUCGCUAGUGAAUUCGGCUUCGGAGAGUGCUUCAACUGGUUGCAUCAAGGAAGGCAAUACACUUCCUCUGGGUAAUGGUCAGCAUUCAAAAGAUGGCUCAAGUUCUGGGGAUAGAGCUGGUGAAUCCAAUACGAGUACCCUUACAUCUGAGACUUUUCAGCAACCUCACAGAAGGCACCACGAGUCAUUUAGUCAAGCAUUAGGUAACAAAAGCAGUAUUUUAGCUGAAGUAAGGAUCAGCCUUCGGAAGAGUUGUGUUAGAAGACAAGCAGCAAGGGUGGAAACUAACAAUGGUUCAAUACAAACUACUAAUCGUUGGUCGUUAUCCAACAAGUCUGGUGUAGGGUCUUCUUUGAAUCCUGGUUUCAAUCUUAACAGUGAAAAAAGUUGCAGGCCUUCAUCCGGAAAGUCUAGUUGGGGAUCUUCUUCUAACUCUUCUAGUGAUGUUAUUGGCAACAGAGUUCGUAAGUCUUCGUCAGCCAAGUCUAGUGUGGGAUCUUCUUCCGUUAACCCUGGUGAUGAUGUUAAGGACAGUGAAGUCUGCAAGUCUUCAUCAGACAAGUCUACUGUGGGAUCAUCUUCAAACCCUUGUACUUACAAUGAGAGUAAACCAAAGCGCAGGUCUUCAUCUGGCAUGUCUAGUACAGAAUCUUCUUCAAAACCUUGUCCUUAUGUUAAGAGUAAACCAAAUUUUAGGUCUUUAUCUAGCAAGCCUGGUAUAUCAUCAUCUUCAAACCCUGGUGCUGAUGUUAAGUUUUCUGGUAUCCCACUCCUGCGGGGCAAAGAAUGGACUUCAGAUAGCAGAAAUGUGGCAAGUAACGGCAUGGCAGCCAUAAAAAAAGUACAAGGUUCUAGAAUUUUGAGGGAUUCUUCUAACAUUCAGCUGAAGGAUGGGCCUCGCAAUACUAGAUUGGUAAACAAAGUUAAUCUAGAAAAGUCGUCAGCAUACCCACAACAUACCAAAGGCAAGGCUCUUAUUCAAACUGCACCUAUGGAAACUCUGCAACUGCAUCGAGUUAAUGGAAAGGGCUUGUUAAUUGGUGCUGCAGCAACACACCAGAAGCUUGGCAUAGCUGGGGCAAAUAGGCUGGUAGGCACUGGAAAAGAGAACGACAAAGCAAGAACCUGCAGAAAGCCGAAAGGCAGCGUUGUUGAAUGUGGAGUUUUAAUGACCGGCCAGUCAAAGAAACCACUCAACCCAACGAGAAAAGGAGACAUAACAAGCUUGGAUAAUCCGAAGGGAAAACCUUGCAAUCAUCCAAUAAUGGGGAAACAACGUCCAGUUGCUACAACUCAGAAGCUCCACUUUCGGUAAAACAGGUCGAGGGACUGUGUGCUAGAUAGAAUUAACUAGCUUGUACAUAUACUACUCAAUGUCGAAUUUCUUCUAGGGUUUCAGUAGUCUUUUUUUCCCCCUGCACUUCAUGGCUUAAGAAAAGGGUAGAAGAGUAGUUAACUGGGGAGAUAACUGAGGAUGAAGAGGUAGUAGUGGAUAACUGGGGAGGUUGAACAGGCAGACGUCAGGAAAUUUUUGGGUCCUGGGCUGGCUAAUGAUAUUCGUUCAUUGUGCCCUCUCUUUCUGUGCAAGUAUUCUACUUAAAGAAACUCUAUGCAACUCUAAUGAAGUUCCAAAGAGUCUGAGGUGAAGACUGGUUUUAACCUUUCUGUCUAAGCAAGUUCGCAAAUCAUAUGUGCAGAUUUACGCCAAAGCUCGACAUAUGAUAUAUCGAAGUUGUAUUUCUAAUAUAUGUUCAUCGUUGAUUUGCAUCUAAGUUUAUGUUAAUUAACACUGCUUGGUGGAGACAAAAUUUUGAG
Messenger RNA from Linum tenue, 2462 nucleotides. The record is from the annotation of a GenBank genome assembly. NCBI's taxonomy places the organism in Eukaryota, Viridiplantae, Streptophyta, Magnoliopsida, Malpighiales, Linaceae.